CUGCAUCUGAUCAGUCAUUGUUCAGAGAUUUUACAUUUCAUCGUAUCGCCUUCGAAUUUGCCGGUAAACCUAAGUAGCAGUUGGUAUUUUUGACGGAAAUUUACGAUCUGUGAAGUGAAGAUUCGUUCUUGCGGAGAUCCCUUCCUAUUUCUCUAUAGAUCUUGAGUUUGUCUGCAUGAAUCGAGAAAUUGAGUAGCUUUUGAAAAAAUUUUAAACUUUCACGGGAUGAAAUGUGUAAAAUAAUUUGCUUCUUCAGUUUUAGAUUGGAUCUUGGCCUGGGUUUCGCUUGAUAUGGACGGUAGACUAGGAUUUAGCAUACUAAUCUCGAUAAUCCAGUGCUCUACAAGGAGCUUGCGUAUGUUUGAGGGGACUUGAUUUAUAAAAUACUUGGUAAGGAACUUGGGUCUUCUUUUCUGCUCUCACUGGGAAAGGCGAGUUUGACUGAGUUCAUUCCUCGAAAAUAUGUUUUGGAGGGACCGUGAAAAGGAAAAUAAGGAGCCGAAUGGCGGCCCUCUUUGCGGGCAGGUUCGAGUGCUUAUCGUUGGAGAUUCAGGUGUGGGGAAGACUUCACUUGUUCAUCUAAUCGUAAAAGGUUCUUCCAUCAGUCGCCCUCCUCAAACAAUUGGAUGUUCAGUUGGUGUGAAGCAUACCACUUAUGGAAGUCCCAGCAGCUCUUCUAAUAGCAUUAAAGGUGAUGCGGAGAGGGAUUUCUUUGUUGAACUAUGGGAUGUGUCAGGACAUGAGCGAUACAAAGACUGCCGCUCACUUUUCUAUUCACAAAUCAAUGGUGUUAUUUUUGUUUAUGAUCUCUCUCAAAGGAGGACAAAAACAAGCUUGCAGAAGUGGGCAGCGGAAAUUUCAGCAACUGGAACAUUCUCAGCUCCUCUAGGAUCUGGUGGGCCUGGUGGCCUUCCUGUCCCAUACAUUGUUGUUGGUAACAAAGCAGAUAUUGCUGCAAAGGAAAGAAAUAGAGUAAGCAGUGGCAAUCUUGUUGAUGUUGCUCGCCAGUGGGUUGAGAAGCAGGGCUUGCUUCCAUCAAGUGAAGAACUUCCUCUGACAGAGAGCUUUCCUGGCAGUGGGGGCCUUUUUGCUGCUGCCAAAGAAGCGAGAUAUGACAAGGAAGCCCUGAUGAAGUUUUUCCGUAUGUUGAUCAGAAGAAGAUACUUUUCAGAUGACUUACCUGCAUCAAGUCCAUGGUCCACUAUGCCAGUUCAGAGACCCUACCACCGUUCAGGAGAAAUUUCGAGUGAUGAUGAUCACUUCAGCCAGAAUAUGAGUUUGAGCGGUGACCCGUACAAAUACAAUGCACAGCCUCCCCUUCCGGCUCAACGCAACCUCACGCCACCUCCCACACUUUAUCCUCAACAGCCAGUGUCCGUGGCUGAGAAUUACAACCUCCCAAGAUUUAUGCUUAAUGAAUCCCCAGAAGUUGGCAACACAAGAUCCAAGCGAAUGGAUAUCAAUGUCUGAUUUCUCUCUGAAACACAAGAUUCAAGUGAAGCUUGUCUGGCAACAUUGAAAGGAAACAGAUAUGAAUAUAUUGUGCAGGUUUAAUUCUUCUCUUCUGCCUUAUGCUUGUAACUUGCCUCAUUUGUUUGUUAUUUUUUGCACUGUUCCAUUGGAGGGGGGGGGGUAUGGGGGAGGUGUUCCUGCAUAUAGUUUGGUUGAAUGUAUAAUGAUUGAUUUAUUCAAGCUGAAAGUGAAAAGCCAUUUUUUGG
Molecule: messenger RNA, 1718 nt
Organism: Telopea speciosissima
Lineage: Eukaryota; Viridiplantae; Streptophyta; Magnoliopsida; Proteales; Proteaceae
Product: small GTPase LIP1-like
Exons: 7
Coding region: 463-1470 (335 amino acids)
Biological process (GO): intracellular protein transport
Cellular component (GO): endomembrane system
Molecular function (GO): GTPase activity; GTP binding
Source: RefSeq, a predicted model, not a curated record